Messenger RNA from Danaus plexippus (monarch butterfly), 2468 nucleotides. RefSeq lists its product as uncharacterized. The coding region runs from base 100 to 660 and encodes 186 amino acids. The record is from RefSeq and is a predicted model, not a curated record. NCBI's taxonomy places the organism in Eukaryota, Metazoa, Arthropoda, Insecta, Lepidoptera, Nymphalidae. Gene Ontology annotation, cellular component: lysosomal membrane. The transcript has 5 exons.
UUAACAAAACAGCUAUAUAAAUUGUACUUGAUAACUGGAACGUUAGUGAAGUACAAGUUAUAUAGAACAUUUUACAAUAUUAUAAAAUCAGAUUCGGAUAUGAUUAUUAAAUUGUUUUAUGUCGUCUUUGUUAUAACAUGUUCAACUUUAGUCUCGGCUUCGUAUGAAGAUAAAAGAUGCAAAUGUGUGUGCCCCAGUCCAGCCGCUGUCCUCAACAACACAGUGGGUUCAGACCGGAAGUUAUACAUUGGCAAUGUCCCACCCAAUAAAUGUAACUGUGAUGGCGUUAUUCUUCCACGAGUAGGUGAAUUAAUCAAAGGCCGUGAGCAAGAAUUUUGUCCCCGCUGUGAAUGCAAAUAUGAAAACAGGAACACCACAAUUAUAAAGGUUGUAGUCAUAAUUGUAAUUUGGGUUAUUAUGCUUCUUGUGGCAUACAUGGGAUUCCUCAUAUGUCUGGAUCCCCUCAUCAACAAACGUGCAAAAGCUUCAUACCAAGAGCACACUAAUGAGGAUGAUGAAAGUACAAUCAGUGAGCCAUCACAUCACAUGGGUACCCGAGGAAAUGUUCUGAACCGCGUCACACAUCAGCAAGACAAAUGGAAGCGCCAGGUCAGGGAACAGCGCCGUAACAUUUAUGAUAGGCACACUAUGCUCAAUUAGGAAAGAGCUAUGGUGACGAGUCGAUUAACCAACCCGAAAUCUGAAUAACAUUUGUCAUUUUUUGUUUACUUAUAAAUGAAAUAUUUAUUUAUCAUGCAGUCAUUAUUUAUAUUAUUUACUUUAUUAAUACAAUGUUUAUCAAUUCCAAUUUACACCAAUUAUCAUCACUCAACUGAUAAUUACAAUUGACACUCUCUCUAAGUCCCUUAUUGGUACAACUUCAUUUAGGUUGGUCAAUCAAUGUGGGCCCAUUAAUGAAAUAAGCUAUGUAAAUUUGAAUGUUCAUCAAGAUUUUAUACAAACAUAUUACAUGUUCAUAUUAUACACCUUAGCUUAUAUAGCAUUGCAAAAGCCAAAAAAAAUUGCUUGGUAAUCACUGGAACUGUUAUUGUUCAUUGAGAUGUAAUAAAUGUAAAUGUUAUAUUCCACAUAUACAUGUUUCAUGUUAAAAUAAGAAACAUUUUGAGAUCUACAAAUUAACUUAGUUUAUAAAACAUUAGGAUUCCAUAUAAAACAUUGUAAAAUAGAAACAUUAUAGUAAAUUAUUUUGUGAAAUAGUUUGAGAGCCGUGGUUUAGCCAUAAUAAAUUCGAAUUAAGAAGAAUUUUUAAUUCCUUAAUAAACUAAAAUACUUUCUCUACAACAUUAUCUUUACUGAGUAUCAUAUAUAGAUGUUAUUUAAACAUACAAUAUAUUAAUAAAUAAAUUAAUAACCAAACAGUUCUAAGUGUCAUAAAUUUCACUGAUCUUUUUGAUUAUUCAUUUAUAAUCACUUAGACCUAUAGCUUUAAUAUUACAUAAAAACAAAGACACCAACAAUUACACAUCAAUAGAAAUAAAUAAUCAGCCAUUUAUCACUAAAAAACUCACGAAUCUUAUUAAUAUUUAAUCUUGUAAGCAUUAAAUAAAUAAAUCACCAUAUAGUAGUUAAUGAGUCUUUUCUUUAACUUACUCAUCAGGAUCCACAACCAUCAUUAAUAAAUUUUCAGACUGCAAGAAAACAAACAAAAUGUCUAUUUAGUGUCCUAAUGUUACUGUGUAACAAUGAUUUGAGUUAGACUUCAGCAUUUUACUCCUUAGAUAGUGAGAAAUAUUUUACAAUAUAAAUUAAAAAUAAAAAAAUAUUCAUCGCUUUCUACUCACCUCCUCAAUAUCUCCCUUAUUUUGAUUAUGUUGUGUUUGUUUCCUACUUAUUAAAAAUUCCAGGAACACCAGAAAAAUAUAAUAACCUACUAAUAGCAUCACCAUCCAAACUACUAAUAUAACCACAACCUAGAACCAAAAUUUUGUUUUAUAUAAAUGAACUUUGCAUACAGAGAUUACUUAGCUGAUUAAUGCAUAGGAUAAUUUUAUGCCCCAUUUAGAAAAAAAAACUUAUUUUUGGAAAGGAUAUUGGUUAAAUAAAAAUUACCAGUACACUACUGGUGGUAUUACUAGAUGAUAAAAAUAUGUAGUUUCUCAUAAAACAAAUAACCUAUAUAUUUUCCAUUCCAAUUGUGAGACAGUUUUACAAAAUCAUGAUGAUGGUGUCUUUGAAAAAAAUAUAAGACUUGACACUUAGGACUUUCAAACCCUUUAAUAAUUAUUGUGAUUUUAUUUCAGCAAAUUAUGUUACAAUAAUUACAUUUUAUGUUAUAAAGUUAGUUUAUUGAGUAAUUAACCUAUCUUUGAAAGUGCAAAUGUAGGAAAUUUGAUUUUAAAACUGCACUACGUAGUUCCUCAUGGUUUAAUUGCUAGUUUUGCUCAUGGUCUAAUUAUGAUAUUGAUUCUAAAAACAUAGAAAUGGAAAUAAAGUUGUUUAUAUGUAAA